GCUCCUUUUAGACUUUGAUCAGGAUGGCUCCACUGACUUUGCAUGUUGGGGACAGAUGGACCAAAACUUCCACUUUCAGACCCAGCUGGAUUCCUUCCUGAUGGACUGCCAGGCAGCCAGCAGUCAGCUCUCCCCCUGGUCUUCUUUUGGCUGUCAGUCUGUGUUUUCAGACACACAGCUGACAUUCACUGACUUGGAUGUACAGUCACCGGGACUUGGCGCUUGCGCUGAAAGCGACGGAUGCUCUGCCGAUGAACCUCUGGAAGCAGCCAAGCGCCGCACACGGAGCCUGGUGGUCCAGCAGCCGUUCAAAGUCCAACGGCACGCCGCCAACAUCCGGGAGAGGAAGAGGAUGCUGAGCAUCAACUCUGCCUUUGAGGAGCUGCGCUGCCAUGUCCCAACAUUCCCCUAUGAGAAGCGACUGUCUAAGAUAGACACUCUGAAGCUGGCCAUCGCCUACAUCGCCUUGCUGAGGGAGAUCCUCGUGUCGGGGUCUGACCCCAAAUCCUAUGUUGAUGAGUGCAUGAAGAGCGGCUACAAGAAUCAAAGUGAUGCAAUCUGGAACACAAGUGAUCUGACAGCCCGUCUCUCUUGGAUAAAGUGGGAUUAGCUGGGAAACACGAUGGUAUCCUGAGUCUGUCGGCUGCAGUUAUGUGUCAAAGACGGACAGACCUGCUGGCUUGGUGCAGCCUGCUGACAGACAUCUGCAGACUUCUCACCAGGUCACACACCUCCGCCUUUAUCAGCCUUCCUCGCCACUUUGUUCCAAGUAGCUUUUAAUAUUCUAAUUUACUGUUAACUGGUAAUUGAGAGGCAUUGUUUCAGAAAUUAGGGUAAUAAGGAGUCCUGGCACAGCGCAGCUUUCCCAAACGGAUGCCAUUUGUCACGGAGAGGCAAAGCUGGUUUCAAACUCAAAGGACUCAAACUUCUGCACACUGAGCUGAAGGGCUUUCUGGACUCAUUUUCAUCAAGCUGCAGUUGAUGUGUUAAAAACAGCCUUUUAUUUCGUCUUGUAAAUAAAAGAUCGAAGUAGACGGUCAGGUGCUGCUUCCAAACAGCAG
This is a messenger RNA of Gambusia affinis (western mosquitofish), 1061 nucleotides long. Its product is annotated as helix-loop-helix protein 13. The coding region runs from base 56 to 610 and encodes 184 amino acids. The record is from RefSeq and is a predicted model, not a curated record. Gene Ontology annotation, molecular function: protein dimerization activity; RNA polymerase II transcription regulatory region sequence-specific DNA binding; DNA-binding transcription factor activity, RNA polymerase II-specific. NCBI's taxonomy places the organism in Eukaryota, Metazoa, Chordata, Actinopteri, Cyprinodontiformes, Poeciliidae. Gene Ontology annotation, biological process: developmental process; regulation of transcription by RNA polymerase II. The transcript is spliced from 2 exons.